Molecule: messenger RNA, 1914 nt
Organism: Passer domesticus (house sparrow)
Lineage: Eukaryota; Metazoa; Chordata; Aves; Passeriformes; Passeridae
Exons: 8
Coding region: 457-1914 (485 amino acids)
Cellular component (GO): cytoplasm
Source: RefSeq, a predicted model, not a curated record
AGCACGCGACAGGACAGGACGGGACAGAGCGGUGCCGUGAGGAGCGCUCGUUCGUGUCUGACCUGGAGCUUUCCCGAGGCGUUAUCCCUACAGGUGUCCUCGUGGCAAGACUGCGGGUCUUGGUGGCCUGUGGCCUUCCCGAGGCUUCUCUUUUGCAGGUGCCUCCGAGGCCAGACUCAGGGACUUGGUGACUCAGAGCUUUUCUGAGGCAUCUCCCAUCCUUCUGGCCUGCACAGUCGAGGCGAGACCCUGGCACUUAGUGACCAAAGCCAUUUAAGAGGUGUUUCCUGUCCUUGUGGCAGGAGCCCUUGAGACCAAAGUGCAGGACUUGCUGUCCUGUAAUCUUCCUGAGGCUUCUCUGCCUCAGGUGCCUUCAAGGCACAACUGAAGGACUUGCUGAUUCAGAAAUUUCACAAGGCAUCUCUCUUUAAGGUGACCUCAAGGCCAGACUCUGGAAUGGCAGGCAGAUUUCUCAGCCUAUUUAAAGUCUUCAGGGAGGAAAAAAACAAAGGCCCUGGAGCUGCCCCAGGAAAACGGCUUGAGGAGCCCAAGCAUUUCCAGCCAUUGCAGGAUGAUGCAUCCCUGGACCGGACACAAGAGAAGGAAGCCGCCCACGGCUGCUUCGGCAGAACCCUGAAGAUAUUCCCAAAGUUUAUGCGCAUUCAGCGCAGGAAGACCAGCACCCCAGCAGCUGAGGGCCCAGCUGAGCCUGACUCGGGGCUGACCCGGCUCCAGGCAGAGCCUGAUGUCGGCCUGGAUUUGGCUGAGUUCUCAGAAGACUCUGAGACCUCAGUGACUCAAAUCUGCGUGAAGGCUCUUGUCAUGUCAAUGACUGAAGAUGUGGCCAUCACAGACACUGACCAUGGAGAGACUCAGGGCAUUGCAAACACUGACACCAGCACAGAUUCGGCUCAGCGCUCAGAAGACUGCAAGGCUGUAAUGACUCCCAGAGAUGAAGGGGCAAAGGCUGAUGAGGCAGUGACUGAAGAUGUGGCCAUCACCACUGCCAACACCAGAGAGACUCAGGGAAUCCAAAAUUCUGACACCAGCACAGAUUUGGCUGAGUGCCCAGAAGACUCUGAGGCUGCGAUGAAUCCCAGAGAUCACGGGGCAAAGGAUGACGAGGCAGUGACUGAGGAUGUGGCCAUCACCACUGCCAACUCUGGAGAGACUCAAGAAAUCCCAAAUACUGACACCAUGCCCACUCCACCUGUGAUUUGUACUCCCACUAAGAAUGUUUUCCAGGAGAGUGCUGUUUGCACACGGGAACAGGUGCCAGCCAUGGUGAAGAACAUCCACCAGAGUCUCAUGUCCCACGUCACUGUGGAUGCCAGGCUGCAAAGUGACAUUGUGAGGCUGGCUGAGGAACACCCUGCAGACGUGGCGCUGACCCUCCUGCACUGUGCCCCAACGUGUGACAGAGCUGCUGCAAUGAUGUGGAGAGCCAUAGGCUCAUCACGACCAGCAAUGGAGAAGGUGCUGGCAACACUGCUCUGUGUGAUGGAGGAUUGGCCUGUGCACAGCACAUGCACCUCCGAUGGGGACAACAAGGACGUUUUUGCCCUGGCUGCAACUCUGGUGAUCUGGGUCAUUGUGCCUCAAUGCCACGAGGCCAUGAUCCUUUAUUCCUCCCGCCUGUUUGUGGCUCUGCUCUUCCACGUUGUCAUCACCACCCAGCAGAUGCCACCAGAGGAAGUUGAAAAGUUCUGGAGAGCGUGCCAGGAGGAACACCGCCUUCCCAGCAAGCCCAGCAGGUUUGCAGUGCAGGCCAUGAAGGCUCUGCUCUGCCGACUGGAGUGCGACAAUGAGGUGAUGGCUAUGGAGCGCAAGUGUGGCUGGGACACGCUGCUGUGUGCUCACACCCAGCACUAUGCCGUGGGUCUGCUGGCCAGGUCCUCGAGUGCCUGGACGUGA